GGGACUUUCGAAUUCUUAAUUCGUUUUUUUCUCCUCAAAUUUCGGUCUUUCGUCCAAAUAACAAUGGUAAAAAGGAUUUUUGUGCAAGGAUUGGAUAGCUAUACAACGGAAUCGACAGUUAAAAAAUAUUUUGAACAAUUUGGAACUUUAUACGAGUGCAUUCUACCUCCUCCUCCUAGAUAUUCGGUAUUCGACAAUGGACCAGACGAGGAGAAAAUUUCAACACGAUCAUCGAUUCGAUAUGAGCCUGUGGAAAAUGAUGAUGUAUUAGAUGACGAGCUCGAUGUCGAACGAUACGAUGUUGAAAAACACGGCGAUUUUGAGAGUUACAUGAAAAAAAUUGGAGAAGGUGAAGCAUUUAUCAAAGAGCCGAGAAAGACUAGCGCAGGCUACGCCUACAUCACUUUCGUUGAUUCGAACGGAUAUUCAAAUUGCAUGAAAUCAGAUAUUCAUGAAAUCGAUCGAGCCAAAUGCACUGUUGAGCCAGCAAAAGAUGAAAAUGAUAAGAAGUUGAAAGUAGAAUCAAAACGACUUUUUGUUUCUUAUUUUCCACUAGACAGAUUAACUUCAAAAGAACUGAAAAUGAAUUUUGGAGCCUACGGAAAAAUCACAGAUGUAGAAUUUGUCAGUGAUUCAGAAGGGCCGCUUCACUUCUGCAUUAUAACUUUCGCAGACUCCAGAUCUGUUGAUGUUCUUCUAACCAAGUCAAUAUACAUCAGGGAUGUUCUGAUGUUCACCCGACGUGCUGUAUUGAAGGAGUCCGUUAAAAUAGCGGAACAUAAGAUAAAAGAGCAGGAACAACAAAACCUCGUGCAACUACCUCCAAAUCACACUGCUUAUCUAACGCCGUCACGUCCCGUAACUUCUGUACAUGCCUCAUCAUCUGCUUCAUCAAAUCACUAUGAUCCAUCUGCAGCAGCAGGAUAUGCACCACUAUAUCAUCAACCACCAGAAUCAGAUCCAUUGUCUCAAUGUGGCUAUGGACCGAGAAAAUGGUAGCUGUGAUGAUCAAACAAAACUCAUAUAUCUCAAAUUACGGUUUCACUUAAUUCGAAGUUUACGAACAUUGAUUUUAAAAAAUAAAAUUGAUUUAUCUUCG
This is a messenger RNA of Caenorhabditis elegans, 1099 nucleotides long. RefSeq names its product Putative RNA-binding protein R05D3.8 (gene R05D3.8). Gene Ontology annotation, molecular function: RNA binding; nucleic acid binding. Bases 64 to 999 code for a protein of 311 amino acids. The transcript has 6 exons. The record is from RefSeq and is marked reviewed. Lineage: Eukaryota; Metazoa; Nematoda; Chromadorea; Rhabditida; Rhabditidae.